UGUAAUCACCUGUCCGUUUGUAAGAGCUUUCUCUCUCAUCCAUGCACUUGGUGUGGUUUUUUGCUGUUGGGGGUCCUUGUCAUCUCUCUCUCUCUCUGUCUUUCUUGUUGCCAUCUAAUCUUUCUGCUACUACUGUUCUCUCUUUCUUAUAUUAUCCUUGUUGUUCUGAGGCUCAUCAACCGAGGUUGAGGUUCUUCCCUUUUCGGGUCUCCUUCCCUUCUAUCUUUUAGCCAUACUGCAAUCCUUAUUUGUCCUUCCACGUUCCAUCAUCUCAAAUGAGAAAGAGUCCUUCAGUUAUGGUGUCAUUCAAUCACUACUGACCUUUUCCUUUCCUCUCAUUAACACUUAUGCAUAUUUGUUAUGCCUCCUCAGUCACCAAAUACCUUCUUAUUAACUAGCUUCUCUUACUCUCCUCCAUCCUGUUUCCUCUCUUUCUCUCACUCACUUGGUAGAACAACUCUCCAUCUCUCUGUGUAUCUGAAAUGGGUUGGUGUCCCAAUUUCACUAGUAUCCAUGGACUUCGCUACAUCACCAUUUAUCUUCUCUUUCUGUUGAUUUUAAGCUCGACCCAACUGAAAUUUAUGGCUGAAGGUAGAGCAGUCUUAUUCAAACCAGUUGGAUUUUCCCAGCCAGUAAGUGAAGAGAAGGCAAUUGUGAGAGCUCAGAUCGGUUCAAGGCCACCAAAAUGCGAGAGAAGGUGCAACUCAUGCGGACACUGUGAAGCCAUUCAAGUGCCUGCAAACCCCCAAGUCAAGACUCCCAACACAAACUCUUCAACAGUCUUUGGUACUAUUGCCUACUCCAGAGGUGAUGACAACUCCAACUAUAAGCCCAUGAGUUGGAAAUGCAAGUGUGGCAACUUCGUCUUCAACCCCUGAUUCCACAGACAAUUCAAAGAAAUGGUGAACAACACCCAUUAAUUCGGACCCAAGCUGUAGAUAUAUGAAUGAUACUUCUAAGCCUGAGCCAUGUUUCCACUCUUUUCGGAGCCUUUUUUUCAAAUGGGGUUUCACAUUUUGUAGGAUUAUCCUUGUUUUUUUGUUUUGCUUUUUUUUUUCUCUAUGCCCUUUUUUUUUUCUUGUCUAAUUCUCUAGAUCCUGUAAGUUAAUCCUGAUUAGCAUCUACUAAUGCUAAUGUUAUUAUAUUAAUGUAUUCAUAUGCCUAGCAGCUUCUCUGAUUUUUGAAACUGA
Molecule: messenger RNA, 1190 nt
Organism: Vitis riparia (riverbank grape)
Lineage: Eukaryota; Viridiplantae; Streptophyta; Magnoliopsida; Vitales; Vitaceae
Product: EPIDERMAL PATTERNING FACTOR-like protein 2
Exons: 3
Coding region: 483-878 (131 amino acids)
Biological process (GO): guard cell differentiation; stomatal complex development
Source: RefSeq, a predicted model, not a curated record